Molecule: messenger RNA, 1968 nt
Organism: Iphiclides podalirius (scarce swallowtail)
Lineage: Eukaryota; Metazoa; Arthropoda; Insecta; Lepidoptera; Papilionidae
Source: the annotation of a GenBank genome assembly
AUGAAUGAAGAUAAACUGAGUAGCGAUGAAGUGCCUCUUAAAUUUGCUGAAUGGUUGUUGGCUAUGGGAUGCCCGGCUGAGAAAGUUCCAGCAGCAGAUAAAAUGGCUUUGAUGUGCAGAGGUCAAUAUUACAUGGUAUGGCGUAGUCUCAUGGAACAUGUAUACUCCAAAAAUGUUAUUAGAGAAAAGAGAUUACAAGUGUUUUGCAAUGAUAUAAAAUUAUCUCAGAAAAAAACAGCUUUCAGUCAGAAUUCAAAUGUAGUACCUGAGCCGCUCUCACUCUGGCAACAGCAAAAAGAUCUAAAGGAAAAGGUUUAUGAUGCUGAAAAUAGAUUGAAACAAUCACAGGAGGUUUUGAAUCAGUUAAUGGAGAAAAUUAUCAUAAAGUUGUCACAACGCAAUGUAAUCCAUAAGCAUAUUCAAAACCUACAACGGCGUGUGUGGUUCUUACAGCAAGUUUCUGAGGAACUACAAUAUAGAAAAGAGAACUUGGAAGAAACCAGGACCAUUGCAAAUUCCUUGUGCUUAAAUAAAAAUGACAAUGAGAUACAGGGCAAGGUCGACAAUACUGUGGCAGCGUUACGUCGCCAAGUGAGUCAGGCUUCUACUGAGGCUUCGCUACUCUUGCCGUCUUCCGCGAAUCCUGUCGCUAGCUCCUCGGCGGUGUCGAUUCAAGGCGAAACCACUGAUUAUGGAUGGGAGGAGUUGGUGUCCUCGCUGGCGAGGCGGGGGGACGAGGUUUGGGGGCAGCUGCGCGGGGGACGGGCGGGGCUCGCUGCAGCGCUGCAGGCGGCCAACGCGCGCGAACGCGCCGGAUGCAAGCCGCACCCACGAUCAAAUCCACAGACUGUUCUCGCGCAUACGGCGAGCCUGCACUGCUCAUUGGCUUUGGAAUCUAUGAAGAAUCGGGUUCAUAUUAAGCAGACUCAGGCGCGUUUGGCAAGUUCCAUCUCUGAUUUGAAUACCAACAUAUCCGGAGAGUCGUGCGAGCUCCUCGUGCUCAGAUGCGAGAAGGCCUGUUCGGAGGCAAAGGUGAACGCGCUACGAACGCUUCUGAACGAGUUGCAAACGAGGAAUGGUCCGUUUAGAACCAACGGGGAAGAAGUAGUGGAGAAGAAUAACACCUUGAGGCGGAUCGAGACAACGGAUAAGGCUAUAGAAUUGAAGAGAGACGAAUUAAGAAAGCUGAUAACUUCUUUGACAAUUACCGAGAGGAAAAUUAACAAUGUUAAGGAGUGCCUCGUUUCAGUUUUUAACAGCUUUCACAAGAAUUCGCCUGUAAAUGAGAAUUAUCAAAACAAAGGCGUCCAAUUAGACUUCCCUAAAGAGUCGAUAUCGACUCUCCGACAGUUUUACGAGGAGAGACGCGAGCGUCGCAUAGGCAAACCCGACCUCAGUCUUGACUUCGAAGUGUCGGACUAUUCCUUUAGUGACGCCGUGGAUGGCAAUCCGAGGUUCGUUGAGGAACUGAAGAUCUAUUUGAGAAAAUUCAACUUGGAGAACAACAGGAAGCUUGUUUUGGAAAGUGGCGAGAAGAUCUGGAUAUUCGAGACGAUACAAUCGCUCAUUGGCCGCCUUCACACGCGAUGGCUGUCCGAGGACGUCUCGUGUUCUCUCCUCUCCCCAUUAUUUGGUUUGCAGAGCCUACACCAUCUGGGGGUGGAGGUUGCAAAGAAGGGAGAACUCGCAGUCGCCGUGAGGAGAUGGGAGACGGUAGCGGUCGAAAAUGAUACUCCGAUAAAUAUACAGAGGAUUGCCGAACAAGAGGCGGGAUUUGUGGACAAAAUGAAAAAGAGUAUAGGCAGCAACCUGACAACUUUGCAACAGUGUAAAAAGACCUUAGAGGUUGGCCAGGAGAACCUGAAGUUUUGGGCUGACAAUGAGCUCAAGAAGUACAUCUCUGACAAUAGAACUGUCGAUGGUAAAACUUAUAAAGAAUAUGAGACAUUAUAUUUGGAUAAUCUUGUU